Ricinus communis (castor bean) is the source of this 1517-nucleotide messenger RNA. Its product is annotated as probable long-chain-alcohol O-fatty-acyltransferase 5. The coding region runs from base 175 to 1170 and encodes 331 amino acids. The record is from RefSeq and is a predicted model, not a curated record. Lineage: Eukaryota; Viridiplantae; Streptophyta; Magnoliopsida; Malpighiales; Euphorbiaceae. The transcript has a single exon. Gene Ontology annotation, biological process: lipid metabolic process.
GUUGGCUGACACUCAAAUGCAUUCUUUUUAUAUCACAGCAAUUGCAUUGUUCCGAUAUCAGGAAAACAAGUAAGCAUAUAUCUAAAUUGGAUGUAGAGUGAGUAUUUCUAUCUAUAUCUACAAAGACAAGAGGAGAGAGAAAGAAACCCAAACAAAAAAAGAAGAAGAGAGAAAAUGGGGGAAGAAAGCAUCAACUCCAUCAAUCCAGUAGCUCUUGUCUUAGCUUCAUUAGCUUAUUCUUAUUUCUUGGCUACUUAUUUACCAAAAGGAUUGUUAAGGGUCCUAUCUCUUUUUCCUGUAUUCUACAUUUUCUGUGUCUUUCCUUGGUACUCAUCUUCAAGCUUACUUAGAGGAAUUUUAUCUUUCUUUAUAACUUGGAUCACUUCUUUCAAGCUCUUACUCUUCUGCUUCGACCAAGGUCCCCUUAUUGCCUGCGAAAAUUACAUGGAUUUUGUACUGGUUUCCAUCUUCCCAAUCAAAAUAAGAGAAAACCCUUCUCGAGCCCUAAAAUCUUUACCAGAACUAGCAAUAGGGCCGCUCAUACUGCCAAUUAUAUUCUAUCUUUAUAUGUACAAAGAUAAGUACAAUCAAGAACUCAUUUUCUUACUGUAUGCCCUAGGCAUAAUUCUUGGAUUUUAUUUCUUUUUCACCUUUGGUGCUAACUUGGCAACAAGGUAUGAGCUAUUGCAACUAUUCAAGAAGCCUUAUUUAGCUACAUCUUUACAAGAUUUCUGGGGUAGAAGGUGGAAUCGUCUGUCUUCAAAUAUUUUAAGGCAUACUAUCUACAAUCCAACUCAAGACUGCUUAAAGGGUAUUGUUGGACAUGGGCCAGCAAAAGUUUUGGCUUUAAUUACUACACUUGUUGUUUCUGGUAUAAUGCAUGAGCUUAUGUUUUACUACAUCACUUGUGGGAUGAAACCCACUUGGGAAGUUACCAAAUUCUUUGUUCUGCAAGGAGUUUGCAUUGUUCUUGAGGCUGGUUUGAGGUAUUUGGCUGGAGUUAAGGGCUGGAAACAGUUUAAUCCAGUUGCUGCAAAUGUUUUCACACUUGGGUUUGUUUUGAUCACUUCUUAUUGGUUGCUUGUUCUGCCUGUAUGGAGGAGUGGACAAAAUGGGUGUAGGUUGAGGCCUAAGGGGUUUGACGUUUGGAGCCUUGAGAUGCUGUAUUAGAUGCACUCUCUCUUUUGUCCAGGUAUCAAUUGUCAAGAAAUCUUGUUUUAUGAUCAUUUUAUCAGAGUUAAGCGCAAUUAAGAACUCUAUUGAUAAACAUGUAAUUGGUAAACUGUAAUACAGUUUUCUUAAUUUGAUACUUAAGAGAUCAAAUAUUUCUAACAAACACUAGAUGCCUAAAUCCAAGCAAUCCCACUUCCAUUUUUUCUUUUUUUAAGCUUGUUAAGCAAGAUUAAGUGAUGUUUGAAUAAAUUGAAAAUAAUAAAAAAAAAAGAUGCUAUUUUCACUAAUAUUCAAAUAUUUCAGCAGUUUAUAUUUUUGUUUUCAAAUUCUUAAUACCCCAAAGG